CAUGAGGUUAGAGUAGCUUCGUGUUAGAGAAAAGGGAUCAGACUCACUAACUGGAACUCUGUCCUCUGGUCUCCUGGUUUGGAUCUUAAAUGACUGAAGACACACAAGGGAGAAGAUGAUCUGCAGCAUCCUGCUGCUCAUCAUCCUGACCUCCUGUGUCUCUGGAACAUUUGUAGUGAAUGUGACCCAGACCUCCUAUCAGGCAGAGGAGAACCACGACAUCACACUGGAGUGGACCUUCACAACCAACCCUCACAGUUCCUCCAACUCUCUUUCUAUCUUCUGUGAACUGUUAACUGUCCUCAGACCCCCAGUCUUGUUUCAUCUCCAUGAAGGAGUUGAUGUCCCAGAGUCUCAGGAUGAACAGUUUGCAGGACGAGUCCAGUGGGACAAAGACGUCCUCAGAGAAGGACGACUCAGACUUCAUGUGUCCAGACUCAGGACUGAAGACUCGGGACUGUAUGUGUGUAAAGUGUUCACAAGUCACGGGAGUAACUCUGGUAAACGUUGGCUCAAUGUCACUGCAGCUGCUGAUGAGCCCAAACCUCAGAGACCAACAGUGAGACCAGAACCAGAGAGUCUGAAAUACAUCUGGAUCCUCUACGCUGGACUGGCAGCAGCAGUAGUGACAGCAGCAGUUCUACUGAUUCUCUACCUCAAACACCUCUUUGUCUUCAAUCCUUGUUUUAAAUCUAUUAAUAAAUAUUGUUCAUGUAACUACAGGUUUCAGUCUAAAUUCAGUUAUUAAAGCAGAAAUGACUAAUAUCAGUGUAAAUAA
This is a messenger RNA of Sander lucioperca (pikeperch), 778 nucleotides long. RefSeq lists its product as uncharacterized. Gene Ontology annotation, cellular component: external side of plasma membrane. Bases 116 to 748 code for a protein of 210 amino acids. The record is from RefSeq and is a predicted model, not a curated record. Lineage: Eukaryota; Metazoa; Chordata; Actinopteri; Perciformes; Percidae. Gene Ontology annotation, biological process: cellular response to lipopolysaccharide; cell surface receptor signaling pathway; positive regulation of T cell proliferation. The transcript is spliced from 4 exons.